GUUUGUGAAUUGAGUGAUUUUAGGUGAAAUAGUUGCUUGCCAAAGAAUCUUAAAAGCAAAUAUAACGGAGGCUUACUAAAUCAGAUAAAUGUGUCUUCUAGUAGUCCCAAGUGAUAUCUCUACUUCUCACUGUGACAGUUUUUAAAAAAGUUUUAAGUGUGCCUUGUCAUUUUUAUAGCACACAGUGUAAUUGUCUUCAGUGAUACAAGUUACCUGAUAUCACUUUCAUUACCUGGGCCUCCUGAGUUGUGCUAGAAAUCACUGAAAAUAAUUCAUACAUCAGUGUUUAGUAUUACUGGAUGACUAAUUCUCACAGUGUGCUGUCCCAAGGCCAUUCUUUGAGGUUGCCUUAUUCUGUUAUGUUUAUGUGAACAAUGAAACAGCUCCUAAUGAAGUUCAGAAGAAGUAUUUCACAAGAGCGUAAAGAUGGCAACAAGAUUACCACAGUUAUUGCCACCCCUGGCCAGGGCUCAGAUAGACCGCAGGAGGUAUCAUAUAUGGACACAAAAGUCAUUGGAAAUGGCAGUUUCGGUGUUGUGUUCCAAGCCAAGCUCUGUGAGACAGGGGAGCUCGUCGCCAUUAAGAAGGUGCUUCAGGACAAACGCUUUAAGAACCGAGAGCUGCAGAUUAUGAGAAGACUAGAACACUGUAAUAUAGUGAAACUGAAGUAUUUCUUCUACUCCAGUGGAGACAAGAAAGAAGAAGUGUUCUUGAACCUAGUGUUAGAAUUUAUUCCAGAGACAGUAUAUAAAGUAGCAAGGCAUCACAGCAAACAAAAACAAACUAUACCAAUCAGCUAUAUUAAGUUGUAUAUGUACCAGUUGUUCCGAAGCCUUGCCUAUAUUCACUCCCUGGGUGUCUGUCAUCGUGAUAUAAAGCCACAGAACCUUCUCCUGGACCCAGAAACGGGUGUUCUCAAACUAUGUGACUUUGGGAGUGCCAAACAUUUGGUUCGCGGAGAACCCAAUGUAUCGUACAUCUGCUCCCGCUAUUAUAGGGCUCCAGAACUCAUAUUUGGAGCAACUGAUUAUACCACCAAUAUUGACGUAUGGAGUGCAGGAUGUGUUUUAGCGGAACUUCUCCUUGGGCAGCCUAUCUUCCCAGGUGACUCUGGUGUGGACCAGUUAGUAGAAAUCAUCAAAGUUCUGGGCACACCAACACGUGAACAAAUCAGGGAAAUGAACCCGAAUUACACAGAGUUCAAAUUUCCGCAGAUUAAGUCUCAUCCAUGGCAGAAGGUGUUCCGUCAACGCACCCCAGAAGACGCUAUAAACCUGGUGUCACGACUGCUGGAAUACACACCAUCUGCGCGCAUCACGCCACUACAGGCCUGUGCGCACAAAUUCUUUGACGAACUCAGGGAUCCAAACACCAGACUACCCAACAAUCGGGAGUUACCACCCCUCUUCAAUUUUACCGAACAUG
Penaeus vannamei (Pacific white shrimp) is the source of this 1425-nucleotide messenger RNA. Lineage: Eukaryota; Metazoa; Arthropoda; Malacostraca; Decapoda; Penaeidae. The record is from RefSeq and is a predicted model, not a curated record.